AUGGGCAACCGUCGCAGUCUUCAUACCGCCAUGAAGCUCCACAGUCACCAACAGUCCCAGAAGUGGCAUGACACACAACACAAGGAAGCCCAUUGGGGCACAGCCGUGGAGACCAAUCCUGUUGGAGGUGCUUCCCAGGCAAAGGGAACUGUGCUUGAACACGUAGGCAUUAAACCGAAACAUCCAAAUUCUGCUAACAGGAAGGGGGUCAGGGUGCAGUUCACCAAGUAUGGCAAGAAAAUCACAGUACCAGUGCCCAAGGAUAGCUGCUUGAACUUCACUGAGGAAAACAAUGAUGUUCUGGUUGCUGGAUUUGGUCAAAAAGGUCACGCCAUAGGUAAUGAUACUCCUGGAGUCCUCUUUAAGGCUGUUCAAGUAGCCAAUGUGUCUCUUUUGGCCCAGCACAAGGGCAAGGAGACAAAGAUCAUAAAUUUUGAUGAUGGAAACACAGCAUGUGAGAAGGAGCCUGUAACCGUCAUUUUUGUAACCAUCAUUUGCUGCAGAGGCAAUGUCAUCAAUAAGCAAGUUUUGGGAAAGUCUUUGGUACUGGAAAUUUUGGAGGAGGCUGAUGCUGUUAACGUGUUUUUGGUGGGGUUACAGAAUGCAGAAUCGCCCAUUGGGAUCCCAGAUCGCCUCGUCAGGCCAUGUGGACCGGUCCCCGAGACGGUCAUAUCAUGUCCUGCACCCAUAUUGGAAAAACGAAAUGACAAGAGAAUAUGA
Molecule: messenger RNA, 720 nt
Organism: Peromyscus californicus insignis
Lineage: Eukaryota; Metazoa; Chordata; Mammalia; Rodentia; Cricetidae
Product: 40S ribosomal protein S23-like
Exons: 3
Coding region: 1-720 (239 amino acids)
Biological process (GO): translation
Cellular component (GO): cytosolic small ribosomal subunit; ribosome
Molecular function (GO): structural constituent of ribosome
Source: RefSeq, a predicted model, not a curated record